Molecule: messenger RNA, 1245 nt
Organism: Durusdinium trenchii
Lineage: Eukaryota; Dinophyceae; Suessiales; Symbiodiniaceae
Source: the annotation of a GenBank genome assembly
AACGACACUUGCAAGUAUACCUUGUAAGCACCUUUUUGCCGACGCCAAGCAGGCACUCGCCCAAGUCAGGAACUCAAAAGCCUCGUUGUCCGGACUCUGGAGACCAAUGGCGUCCUUGGACAAAUUCGGGCGGAGCUUCGAGCAAAUGUCUACAAGGCCAUCGACUGCGACGAAGAUUUCGGAGCUUCGACGGCGGUGCGCUCUGCCAAGUUGACAAAGUCACCAGUGGGUCAGUUGAUGGCUGAGAUCGUGGCCGAGUUUUUUGAGUUCUACCAGUUCAGGCACAGUCUUUCGGUCUUUCUCCCAGAGUCGAACCUUGGAAAGGAGCGCCGCAGCCGUGCCGAGGUUGCCGUGGAUGCUGGAUUGAUCCGGGUUCAUUCAGAGACCUCCAUCUUGGAGCAGCUCAUGAGCCUCACGUCCAGCAGCUCACACAAGAUGAGUGGAGAGGGGUGGCAUUCCAGUGCCAGCUCAACGACGGCAUCCUCGCCCCCACCACAGUUUGCCGCAUCCAUGGCAUCUACACGUCAUUCAGCCUGGGAGAGCGGAGGAAAUGAUACGCCGCCAGCAGGACAGAUGCGACAUCAAGGUGAUCGCACUCGGGACUUGGUCGGAGGGGCAACAGUGCUGGAUGCUUUGAGUUCAGCUGUUGGGCACGACGUGCGGCACGACGUGCGGCACGACGUGCACAAAGGAACACGCACUGCAGAUGAAAGAAAAGAGGAGGCUCCGCCGAAAGAGGAGGAGGUCAUUGAGGAGGUCAAAGAGCGGCGUGGCAAGCCCGCCCCGCGCACCAAGCUGCCAUCGCUGGGUACCUCACUCAACGGUGGCAAGGAAUUGCUGCCUCCGCUUCGCGGCGUGGGGCUAGCAAGUAGCUUGGGCUCCCGCGGCGCGGUGUCUGGAAUUCAUACUCCUGAGGAGGAGGUGUCGCUGGGUGAGCAAUCUGGAGGAGCCUCCGAAUCCGGAGGAGCCUCCAGCGAUCUGUUGGACGAGGUGGAUCGGCAACUUGCCAUACUGAAUCGGCCUGGGAACAGAGUAGGCCUCACGCCUGAAGCGGUGAGCAGAGAGGGGGAUGGCCUUGAGGCCUCUGCCUCUGCAAGUGCUGGGGCGGAUCAUUGAGAAUCCAAGGCUCCGAGGCGAGGGCGCCAGGACCAUACUGUAUACUAGCUGAGCCGAGAGCGGCAAUGAUCCGUGUAUAGCCAAGCCUCGAACAUGUGUAUGGUGACGGGCACCCACUCAGAAUCGAAC